Messenger RNA from Neohortaea acidophila, 3864 nucleotides. Its product is annotated as mono-functional DNA-alkylating methyl methanesulfonate N-term-domain-containing protein. Gene Ontology annotation, molecular function: protein binding; U2 snRNA binding. Gene Ontology annotation, cellular component: U2 snRNP; nucleus. Gene Ontology annotation, biological process: mRNA splicing, via spliceosome. The coding region runs from base 1 to 3864 and encodes 1287 amino acids. The record is from RefSeq and is a predicted model, not a curated record. The transcript has a single exon. Lineage: Eukaryota; Fungi; Ascomycota; Dothideomycetes; Mycosphaerellales; Teratosphaeriaceae.
AUGGUUGGCGUCUUGACACGCACGGUGGUCCGGAGCCCCGUGGUCAAAUGCAUCUUACAAGCCCGUAUCCGCUCCAGCACCUGCAACGAUGUCAUCUUCGUGGGGGAUGAUUUCAUCGACGUCAAAGAAGUACGGCACCAAGGCCACUUGGAGCACGUUGCGGCGAAGGCCAACUUUGAUGCUCGCAUUCGUGCUGCAAAGGUGUUCACUAUCGACCCGCUGCUCGACGAAGACGACAUUUUCGUCAAGCUGGAGAACGGCGAGCCCUCUCUGGACGAUCGCAAAUUGCCGCCGCAAUGUCUUGCAAUCACUCUCGACUCCAGCGAGCUGCUAUUUCUCUACUUGAGAGGUGAUCAGGAGACUGGCUUCCACUUUGUUCAUCAAUCAGUCCCGCUUCCCCGGUAUGACAAAACGAUCUUUCAACCCGGUGAGCACCUGGCUGUCGAUCCUUCCUCUCGCGCCUUGGCCGUAGUCGCCGCUGAAAGGGAGCUUGUCAUUUACGCCGCAAACACGAAAGAUGAUAUAAAGCGUAGCAUACGGCAGAACACCGGAAAGUGGCCCAUUGUCUCUACACAACGCCACCUGCAGGUUGACGGGGUUAUCCAUCACAUGGACUUUCUGCUACCGUCUGCAGACGAUGAAGAUCACAUUGUCCUCCUCCUCGUUGUCGCACAUGGACGAAGAACGAAAGCUUUAUGCAUUGACUGGUACGUGGGCUCCGACCUACAUCAAGCCCACAUCCAUCCUGGCCAGCCGCUAGACAUCGGAGGAGGCACGCCUUCGCUACUGAUUCCACUAAGCAAUGCAUCUUUCUUUCUCAUCAGCGGCGCAAAUGUUGUACGGUGGACAAACGUCAUAUGUGGCUCGAUAGUGGGCAGGGAAGUUACCCUGUUGCAUCGCGACCCAUACCAUCCCGGUGCAUCGCCUAGACAGCCAAUGUGGGUGAACUGGUGCCGGCCGAAACGAGUGCAGGCCAGAACCGACGAGGUGGACCACCUCUAUCUGGUCCGCGAAGACGGCGCUAUGUUACUGCUCGAGGUCCUCGAGGACGAGGUUUUCUCCAGCCACGCAGGCAACUUCGAAUGCCACGUCGGGACCGCCUUUGCCUCGGUGGGCGAUUUGCAAGAUCCUGACAUUCUGAUCGCGGCAGGAGAUAUGAGCAAUGGCAAGAUCUACGCCAUUGGACACUGGUCCCUACCGAUUCGAGUGGCGGAUCUCAAUCGAUUGGACACCAUGAAGAUGAGGCUCGUGGAGAGUCUCCCGAAUUGGGCCUCAACCACCGACAUGGUCACUUCCACAUUGCCGGGCAAAUCGCAGCGGUUUCGAGAUGGCGUUUUCAUCACUUCAGGCCGUCAGCCAUUCGGAUCAGUCACCGAACUAAGACGAGGCGUGGAGGCUCGCCUCUCGGUAUACUUCGAGCUGGAAGAACUGCGAGGAGUGACAGACGUUUGGGCAUUGCCCAUCGUAGGGGUGGGCCGGAUGCUUAUCCUUUUGGCCACUCCUUCUCACACGCAACUACUUGACAUCUCGUCUGAUGUCGAUUUGCAAGUCUACGAAGUUGAUGAAGAAGCCUCUGCCUUGGAUACCGGUAGUCAGACCUUGGCAGCCGCCAGUAACUCCGAAGGAAUGCUGUUCCAGAUUACUCGAAGGAGUAUCUGCGUAUCUAACGGCCCGGCUGCAAACUUUGAAGACUCUGCACGGUUUGAUUGCCGCGAUGCAACAAUUGUGGCGGCUGCCAUUGAAACAGGCCGGCUUCUGGCAGUGACUGCGGAGCGAUCUGGCGACUUAGGAUCGCAAUCCACCCUAGUAUGCUACCGCCUGGGAGGCAACGAAGAUGACAUGGACCGGGCCAGUGUGGAGCGAAAGGCCGAGUUGGCAUUGCAAGAGGAGCCUCUUUGUGUGAUGCUGUUUACCCAAGACCCGGCCACGAUCGCCUUCGUAGCUACUACAGACGGCAACUUGCUGGCGGUUUCAGUGGGGCAAGACUAUACCUUGAAAGCCAUAUCGAGUUAUGGCGUUCCAACCUCUCCAGGAGGCCUUGGAAUCUGCGAUAGCAUGGCCAUCCUUAGCGCCGGCUUCGAGAACGGUGGCGCACCUGAUUUACCCUUGCUAGUAUGUGGCCUACGAGACGGCAGGAUCUAUACGUCAACAAUUGGGCCGACAGAGAAUCUCGCAUUGGGCGAGGGCAAGUUCAUCGACUUCAGCCAAACGAGCGUCAAACUUGUCCAGGUGCAGGACCACGGCUCCAUUUGCUAUGCAAUAAGUGGCUUAGACACUUGUCUGCUUACCUGGGACCGUCAACGGCCAGUAUUCGUGGACAUUCAGAAUGUGUUCAUAUCGGAUAAAUCGCGACCGCAACUCGCUCAAGGCCCUAUAGUGGCUUGUACACACAUGCCGGCUGCUCAUUUUCUAGCGACUACCAGUCUCGCAGACUCUCUCGUCUUGGUAUCUGGCAACGAGUUCCUGGUCACAACGCUCGACACCACACUUGUCACAAUACCGCGGCAGAUACCAGUCAGCGGAACGCCCAAUCGCCUGAUAUACGCAGAGCAACAGCGAUCACUGGUCUGUGCAUCAUUGCAAUACGGCGUCAACCCAUUCCCGUCCGCGGCGCCUCAAAGACAAAUAUGGCCUGUAAUUAAUUUCAUCCCAUCUCGAGGCAGUGAGCCAUCGUUCACCUACGACAUGCAGCCUGGAGAGCGGGUGUACAGUCUGCUCGAAUGGUCUUUCAGGCUCGGCGAGGACAAGAUCUAUUCCUUCAUUCUCGUUGCCGGAAGCUACACCCGAUCGAGCGGAUCAGUACGAGGACGCAUCUCCUUUCUCCAGCCAGCAAACAAGAAUUGGACAGUGACUGGCGUCAAAGAAGGGCAGAGGACCAGCUUCGAUGCCCCGGUAUACGCUCUGGCGCUUCUUGAUGAGAUCACUUACGCCGCCUGUGUUGGGUCGACCGUUGUUGUCUUUCGCUUCGCCGUGGAAGAGAGAAAGUGGGAGCAAAUGUGCUCGCCAUUCGAGCUCGCCAGCCCUGGUAUUCACAUUACCGUCUGGGGGACGAGUCAAAUCUUCAUCUCCACGGCCGAAGAUUCCUUGGUCAAGCUCGUCUUCAGCGACCACGACCAGCACUCGGAGGUCGAGAGCUUUCCGCACCGCCUAUCAUUUGGCGCAUCCGGCCCGCGUGCGGAUGCCCUCUUGAACCACACCUGGCUUGAGGCAUCCACUCAUCUCAUGACCACCAAAUACGGCCAGUUACUGGGUCUGGACGCCACUUCCCAGACGGACGGUCCCUUUGGUCAGAUGCUCUUCGAGGCUAAUCUACCUCGCUCGCUCACAAGGGUGCGCAAAUGCAACGUGCGUGCGCCGUGGAAGCCUCGACGGCCGACGGACCAGCGAGCCGAGAAGGAUCGAGUAGCAGAUUACGAUGUCGUUGCGUGUGCUGCAGACGGCACCAUCGUCGGCGUCACGCUCAUCAGCGAAGAUCUUUUGCGCCGUCUCAGUUGGCUGCAGAGAUUGUGCGAAUGGAGCGAAGUGCUCUCGCCUCAUUCUCAUGGCCGCGCCGCCUACAGCGUCAGUGAGCAAAGCUUCGCGAGGGACGAACGGGCUAUGUCGGUAGGGUUGGGAGCAGGCAGCACUGCCGAGCUUGUGAUGAGGACGGGUCGGAGCGCGCUGAGUGAUAGGCACGUUGAUGGCGAUGUGCUGGCGAGAUUGCUUGAAGGCGAUGGCAAGGAGAAUUUGCGUUGCUUGCUCAGAGAGAUCGCACAGAGGGAAGAUGGAGUGGGCGAGUGGAUGCGCGCUCAUAUGGCGCAGGAGCUGAGUGCAGUUGAUGAGACGAUGGAGAUUGCAGAGAGGCUGCUUGAUGCGUGGAUCUAA